Messenger RNA from Tilletiaria anomala UBC 951, 3120 nucleotides. RefSeq lists its product as uncharacterized. The transcript is spliced from 2 exons. Lineage: Eukaryota; Fungi; Basidiomycota; Exobasidiomycetes; Georgefischeriales; Tilletiariaceae. The record is from RefSeq and is a predicted model, not a curated record. Bases 285 to 3002 code for a protein of 905 amino acids.
AGGGUCAAGGUAGAGUGUUCAGAGGGUCCUAGUUACCGUCUUCAAGGCCAUAUCCAGCAUGCACAGCUAGCCACUGCUUCGACAAAAUUCGACACAAAAAUGACUGUACCUCCCCCACCCGUAUGAGUGACGCCUAUCGCGGAUUUCGAUAGCUUCGCCUGCGUGCAGACAUCUUUAACGAAGGACACCUGUACGUCCUGUCGAGGGCGACUGGCUGUUCUAUCGCUUAGGUCGCGGCGGGUCGCUCUCAAUCAGAGCCUCUCGUCGGAGAUGCGAAAAUCCACAUGACUGACCUCUACGAUCAGCUAAGAUCGAAAUUCUGCCCGCCACUCUACGAAGCUCUGGCCGCGGCUAUAUGCAGUGAUUCGGAUCAAACACUGCAAUCUGCAACCGAGGUCCUAAACACACUGGCCGAGGAGGCCAGACGGCAGCCACAAUCAUACUUGCACUCAUCACUUCCAGCGCCAGAUAGACAAGGUUAUUCAUCAGAUUCGAGUGCAGCUAAUAUUACGCCCACUGAGCAUCACCUCACGCCCGAUUCACCGAAUACCUGCGCAAAAGGCCACCAUCGCCAAAGAAGAGGCAAGGCGGCCUUGUCGGACAAGCUUAAGGUCGCUGCACAACCGCCGCGGGAAGUCAAGGACGCGUCAAAUACACCAAAAGAGACUGUUUCAUUGCACUUGGCAUCCGAGGAAUCGAGUGCAUCCGAACUUUGUGUCAAGCAGGUGCUAGACGAAUGGGCCCGCCAGCAGUCGCAAGGGCGUUCAGCGCAAGGUCGCGACGCCCAUUCGCAUCUCGACAAUGAGCUUUUGAACCUGACCGAUGAGGAAGAAGAUGUUGGAAAGCCAGCCAAGGCAGACCCGUCCGAUUUGGUGGUCUCUGGCUUGGAUGAAGACGUGGCGCCGCUGACAUUCCUUCAACAUGCAUUCCCAGCACGAACGCCAGAGUUCCUCACCGGGAUCCUCUUCGGCGAUUGCGAUGGCAACAUCUCUCUUGCACUUGACACGCUUAUAACCAUCGACCUGGCAGAAGCCGAGGAGGCUGAAUUCGCAUCCUCUGCCACUAUACUCAGCAGAUCCGAAUUGCAUCUAAAUGUGGCGGCAGGGACGGGGAGCAGUAUUUUGUCCUCGUCCAUUGGCGACCUCAGUGACCUGACUGGCUCCACGAGGGCGGAAGACGUGCAGGAUGGCGGGCUGAAAGACGAUGUCCUCCAGUUUGGAGACGAGAAGGCAUCACUCAAAGGCAAAAAGAGCAAAGCGGCUCGAAAGAGACUGCAGGAAGACCAGAGAAGGCUCAAAGCGGGGCUGCCGGCACUUGGACGUGGCAUUGGCGCGACACCUGCCAUGACAAAUGUCUCUGUUAAGAAUCAUGGUGGUGGUCAUGCCGGUGGGCAACACGCAGCAUCUAGACGCGCACAGCAAGUCAAGAUCAACCUUACUGACGUGCGCCACGGCGGGGCAGUCAAAGACCAGCGCUUCAAAAAAGUGUCAAGUAACAGCACAUCCUCCCCGCUGGUCAAUGGACGUCAAUCAAAAUUUGCAAUCAAUGGAGGCGUUGCUGAAGGAGAGAGAGGUGACGAGGCGCUCUUCGGCGAGACGGACGAAGAGUAUGCGCGAAGGCUGGCGCAGAUCGAGCGCGAACGCACACGCGAUCCAGACGAUGACAAGGCAGUGAACGACAACCGGUGGCUCCUUGCAUCUUCUGUCCUUGCGCAGCUGUCAACCUUGCUCAACAUGGACAUGUCCAAGGUCACGGCAGCGUACAACAGCGCAGAUUUCAACCUUGUACACGCUUUCAAUCGCCUCGUGCACGCCACCGCUGAGCAGAACGCGCCGCUCGGCCUCGCGAGCCUGGAUGCUGCCCCUCCCUCCAAGGGAGCCCCGGUCGAGGCGGCGAAUCAUUCCAUCUCAAUCGCAGAGGGCAUCGCGACCUUGACGGGGACGUCGUUCGCACAUGCUUCCAAAGCAUUCUGCGCGACCAAAGGUAGGCAGGACGCGGCGAUCGAUCUGAUCCAGCUGCAGGCUGUCGUCCAGAGUGCAAUGCUGGACAACUCUUCUUCGCUGCUGGACGUGAUGGACCCGCUUGGCAGGCUCACUAUCAGAAGUGAUGCCUCCUCUGGCGUCACUGGUUACACGGCUGUCGCUGCGUCGAGCGAAGGGCGCUUCUCGCGCGGCGAGCAAUAUUACCUCAAGCCAGGCGAGAGCGGUGCAGGUGGACACGCUGCAUGGAGCGGAGGAUCAGGAUCAGGCUACGCAGGCGCCGCGAGUCGGCCGCUUUCGGUGCGACAGCGAGCUGCCGCGCAGGCUGCUGCGAAACUUGCCAGCGAUGCCGUCGUCCUACCCGCCUCCGCCGCGCGCGUGUGCACCGCAGCGGAGGAGGAAGCCGAAUGGCGUCUGGCGUCCUCGAGGGCUGGCAAGAGCUCGAAUGCGGGCACUGGCUUAGCGUACAGUGAUUCCCGGCUCAUGGCCAACGAGUAUCGCGCGCGCCGCGCAGAGGCACUGCGGAGCGCCGCUGCUGCGUGGCGAUCCGGCAUCGGCGCGCAGGCGCGGAGCGGUGUGGCGUGGUACUAUGCAGACGAAGCGCGGCGCCUUGAUGCGAAAGCGCGCGCAUGGAGCAUGCGCGCAGCUCAGGCGCUUGUAGAGGAGCGGCGCGCCCACCGCCUCGGUGUGGAGUCUGGCCGCCAUCGAUCAGCAGCAGAUGCAGAUGGAGGAUUCGCGGCGGGGCGUGCAAGGGACAACACGAUCGAUCUGCACGACUUGACGGUGCAUGAAGCGCUCAGCGUGACCAAGGAAUGCGUUAACGAGUGGUACUCGCGCCCUUCGCAUGUCAGCUCAGGCUUGGCAUACCUCGGUCCGCUGCACGUCAUCACGGGCGUGGGACGGCACUCGCCGCGGAAUAUCGCGGUUAUCAAACCUGCCGUGAUCAAGAUGCUCGACAGAGAAGGGUGGAAGUACGACGUGGAUCAUCAUAGAGGUGUCAUCACCGUUCGUGGGGUCAAGUGAGAGGUAAAUGAGUAUGCUUUGGAAUGGCCACGGCCGGCUUUUUAUUGCACGCCCAAGUUAUAAUCACAUUAAUUGUAAUACGCAUGCAUACACUCAUACCCAUUCACCAGGAAUCCUU